UCUGUUUGUUUUCCCUUCAGAAAGUGUAAGAGAAAACACAAUUUAGUCAUAGUUUUCGUAAUUGUCAGAAUGAAAAAAUGUAUCAAAUUAAUCUGAUCAAUUUUUAGUUCGUGCAGAAUACAAUAAAAGUGGUAUUAAUGAAAGAUUUUGGUCUCAUAAAUCGUUAAAGGAAAAAUGAGGUUAGGAUCACAUUUGGAUAGUUUUUUAAUUUAAUCCUUGCGUCCUUCUAAUAUCAUCCUUAAAUUAAUGUCACUUUUUUGUAUCCAGCACAAAUAGACUGUUGAACAGAUUAAAUUGGUACAAUUUUUUUUUACUCUGAAAUGUACGAAAAACAUGAAUAAACCAUGUUUUUGUUGCAUUUGCUGAGGUAAAAACCGGGGAAACAAACCGAACUUCUUUUAAACGAGUAGUAUGUCGAAAUUCCAAAUGCAAUUUUGAGGUUAAAAGUAUACCAGUGCAUAUUUUGUUGUAUUUUUAUAAAGAAAAUAAUUUAAAAUACAUGAUGAAUUCGCCAUUUCAAGGAGGGUAUGAUACCCCAACUUCUCCUCUUUCUAUAGACCCCGAAGAAGUUAAAAUUCAACUCACCGCAGAAGAAUUGAGAUUACUGAAGGAAUGUAACAAUGAAGGAAUUGUAAAGAGAGCUCUACCUUUGGGAGUGGCUUUCGGAUUUGUUUCGCACUUUGUAUCAAAACAAAAAGGCAUAUUGAACCAUCCAAAAUUUGGAACCAUACCACUUGUUCUGGCAUCAGGAUUUGCUGGAUAUUUUUCGGGUAGAUUGUCCUACUUCCCAGUAUGUUAUGAAAGAUUAAUGCAAGUUCCUGAUGGCAUAGUUCGCCAGAGAGCUCUAAACCGACAAGGGCCAGGAAGUCUGGCUCCUUAUAUUGGUCAGGUUCCGGUUCAGGUGGAUCCCAGAGCUGCAUAUUCUCAAAGCAGACCAACUGACAUCGAUGUACAAACUAUGAGCAAUUUUGACACCAUGCCUAGUAAUCUCGACAGUGAUACACCACCCCUGCCGCCUAUUGGUUCAUUGGGCUCGGACACCCCUCGACCGUAUACGUCAUAUGAAGAGUUGAGAGAGAGAAAUCGUAGAGAAUAUAUGGAAAAAAUGCAAAGACCAGGAUUUCCAGUACAGCCAGGAUAUGCCCCAGUUCAACCUGGAUAUCCUCCAAGUCAACCAGGGUACCCUCCAGGCCAAUCUGGAUAUCCUCCAUCACAACCAGUAUAUCCAGACGACCAAAUGUUGCCUCCUAGUCAACCACAAAUUCAUCCAGGGCAACCAACCUACCAAAGGAGAGGCUUUCCUGUCCAACCUGCUGAUCCAGAAUUGGUACCAAAUCAACGACCAGGAGCGCGAAGAGUUAAGAAUAAAUAUGGUGACGAGUGGGAGUAAUAAUUUAUAAACUGCGUCUGUGAGGUAAUGUGCUUGAUAGAAAUCAUGAUUAAUUCAUUGUAUAAAUAAUAUUAAAUUUUAUCUUGUAAUUUUACGCAAAUUGAAUGAAAUUUUAAUAAAUAUAUUCAGAUAAAA
This is a messenger RNA of Belonocnema kinseyi, 1525 nucleotides long. It is a transcript of the gene asrij, whose product is annotated as OCIA domain-containing protein 1. The transcript has 6 exons. Bases 500 to 1390 code for a protein of 296 amino acids. Gene Ontology annotation, cellular component: endosome. NCBI's taxonomy places the organism in Eukaryota, Metazoa, Arthropoda, Insecta, Hymenoptera, Cynipidae. The record is from RefSeq and is a predicted model, not a curated record.